GUCAAAAUCUCCUGUGUCCAUCCGCAGUAGUAGAAGUAGUAGCUGCUGCUGUUGUUUACGGGCUUUAAAGCAUCUUCCAAUCAAUGCAGGCUUGCUGUGUAAUCUAUAAAGGCAACUAUUAACAUAUAAAUACUCAGAAUCCAAUUUGAUUGGCUUUGUCUGUCCUUUUUGUCCUAGAUUGGUGUUUCAGGAAAAAAAGUCAACUUUUAUAGAGAAAUGGCUGAAACUGAAACCUUAAAAUUAAAUAUUUGCAGCUUAUUACAAUAUAGGCUGUUAUUUUCUUGUUGUAAUUAUCAGUUAUAAGGCAGCAUUGAUCGUUGAGACAGAGUAACUCUCUCGUUCUCCUAUCAAUAAUCAGCUGUGUGUAUUCAAGGUUUCGGCACAGCGGGAACAACACGCAACGCCAAAGAAUCUCAGGCGAAGUUAUUUUGACUCUUUCGCUUUGACGCGAUGCAGAGUUUCAUCGGAGUCUCGCACCUCGUCUCGGUUCUUCUGCUGCAGCUGGCACGUGCGCAGAUUUUGCCCCCCCCAGAAGAAGGUCACUCAAGAGUGAUGCCGUUCGACGAGGUGAUGGCAAAGAGCAUGUGUCGGCCCAUGGAGCAGCUGGUGGAGGUGGGGCAGGAGCACCCGGGACAAGUGCAGUACAUCUACAUACCUGCUUGUGUCGCGCUCUGGCGCUGCUCCGGUUGCUGCGGUGACGAGAACCUGGAGUGCCAGGCCUCCCUCCUAAGCAACACCACUCUGCAGGUGAUGAGGAUUCAUCAAAUGGUGUCUAUGCACCACGUGGAGCUCACAUUUGAGGAGCAUCAGAAGUGUGAAUGCAGCAGCAGUGAGUCUAUCAAGAACAAACACGAGAAGACAGCGAGCAGCUGUGUCAACUGCCGGUUCCCUCAAAAACAGAUGGAUCUUCACUGAUUCAGAAGGCGGCGCGUAGUUUAACCUGGAGGGACCGUGGAGGGAAUCCGACAGCUCGUCUGCGAAUCAAUCGUCUCUCUGUUCAUCUUCUGAAUGUGUAUCUGUCCUCCGAUCACACACGAGGCGUUCCAUCUCGUCCCUGACCUGCUUCUUCGUUUUUAUCAAACCAUAACUGAAAAGUCCCCUUUUUGCUGUCCAAAAUCUGCUUCACUUGUAGAAAACAGUUUCUUAAAAACCAGUGGCUUUUUGUGUGAGCCGUCCAAAACAAACAUAAACCAACAGAUUAUCAGUGGCAUGGGGAAAGAUUUAUCAUGCAUGUUGCUAUCUGUAAAGUGUUGUUUUCCUUAAUUUGGGACAUGGCAUAUUUAGAAAUGAAUUAAAUAAAAUGCAGUGUAAACACAA
This is a messenger RNA of Gasterosteus aculeatus aculeatus (three-spined stickleback), 1317 nucleotides long. Its product is annotated as vascular endothelial growth factor A-A-like. Gene Ontology annotation, biological process: induction of positive chemotaxis; response to hypoxia; positive regulation of angiogenesis. The record is from RefSeq and is a predicted model, not a curated record. Gene Ontology annotation, molecular function: vascular endothelial growth factor receptor binding; chemoattractant activity; growth factor activity. NCBI's taxonomy places the organism in Eukaryota, Metazoa, Chordata, Actinopteri, Perciformes, Gasterosteidae. Gene Ontology annotation, cellular component: membrane.